AUGUUUUGCUAUCAUCCAACAUUUAAGUUUAUUCAAUUGCAUAAAAACCUGUCGGAUACAAUUGAAGAUGGUUCUGAUUUGUAUCGAUUGAAAACUGAGGAUGGUUUUGAAAUUCGAAAACUUUAUUUAAAGCUCUUAAACAAAACGAUUGGAAGCGACGAAUUAAAGUUUUUACUCUCAGUUUAUGGGGAAAUCGAAUCAAUGAAAUUUUUCAGGAAAAAAGGAAAAAUUAAGAAUCGUGGCUUUGUGACCUUCAAAGAUGCUUCAAGUGCAAGUUGCGCCUUGAUUAACAGAAAACAAUUUUCCAGGCUUUUUAUGUUAUUACCAGGAGACACUUGGACUCAACCUGACUAUGAACGAACUCAGAAAACUGAAGAAGAAAAUGGAAAGAGUGAAAUCGAAGCCUUAGAAAUAUUUGAAAUACUUAACGACGAUUGUUUAUUGCAUGUCAUGAAGUUUCUUGACAUUCUCGAAGUGCUGUCAUUGAAACGAGUUUGUGAAAAAUUUGCUGAACUUUGUGAAAUUCAUUUGAAAAGCAUUAAACAAUUAAAUUUUACAAAUAUUCAUGGAAGGAAGAAAUUAACUUUGCACGAAGGAAAGUUAGUGUUGGAAUCAGUUGGUAAAAACAUUUCAAGCUUAUCAAUCAGCAGCGAUAAAUUUUACAAUCAAAGAAUCUUAAAUUUUAUCCCAAAAUAUUUAAAGUCAUUAAAACAUUUACAUCUAACUGGAUUUAAAUUAGAUUGCCCAUCGUUUUGGGAUCAAAUAUCUGUGCUGCUUCCUUCUUUAGAAACACUUGAUUUGAGCGACAACAGUGAAAUCGAUGAAAACUUUUUGAAAUCUUUUAAAAAUUCGAAGCCAUCAUUGAAGUUUUUGAAUGUCACGAAUUGUAAUGUAAAUGGAUCUUUCCUGCCGUUAGUCACAUUUGUAGAGUCAAUAAAUGUUUCAGGUUGCAGACACAUCAAUGGAAAGCAAUUAUUAAUAUUUGUAGAAGAAAAUAAAUCACUCAAAUCAUUGAUCAUCAGCAAAUGUCCGAAUAUUUUUGGUAGAGAUGUUAAUGAAGUUCUUCAGAAUGUUCCACAUUUGGAGUUUUUGUCACUCAAUAAUUAUUACAUUGAUGAAGAAACCUCACGAUUGGUCAUUCCUAAUAUAAAUACAAUUAGAAAUUUAAAACACAUUUUGAUUCAAAAUAUCAACUUUCCCCCUUGUGAUCAAUUAUUGCGAACAAUCAAUCUUGAUAAUUGUAUUGAAAGUUUAAAUAUUUCUUAUGGUAACUUAACAUUGACGACAAUUUAUGCAAUUAGCACAAUGAAACAUUUAAAGAAGUUGGUGAUGAAUUUCAAAAAUUCUGUUCCCGAAGAUCUUGUUGACUAUUUAAUGAAGUUGGAUAAGUUGGAAGAAAUUCACAUGUCUUGUUGUUCUUACAUUUCCCCAGCAAAUGUUUUACGACUUUUAUUAUUGCCUAAUUUGAAAUUUCUUGAUAUUUCACGAUGUUAUGGAUUCUCGAAUGAAUUUGUAUUUGAAGCUUUUAAAAUAUUAAAAGAAAAUCAACCAAGAAAUUUGUUCAUCAUGAACGUUGGUCAAACAGAAAUCGAUCAAAGCAUAAAUAAAACCCCAGAAUUAAAUGGAAGUCAAAAUAUUCUGCAGUUGAGCUGGAAAACAAUGAAAGACCUUGAACAUGAUUACGACAUUGACGAAGAAAACAACAAACUUGAAAAUGUUAAUCAUCAGGAAUAUUUCUCAAUUGACGAUAUUAUCAACAUCCUUUCAAAUAUAGAUGAAUGUGAUCCCAGUUUGGUGGAAAUUAUCAAAAGAAAUCUUUAA
Clunio marinus is the source of this 1821-nucleotide messenger RNA. The record is from the annotation of a GenBank genome assembly. Lineage: Eukaryota; Metazoa; Arthropoda; Insecta; Diptera; Chironomidae.